Molecule: messenger RNA, 3112 nt
Organism: Anopheles stephensi (Asian malaria mosquito)
Lineage: Eukaryota; Metazoa; Arthropoda; Insecta; Diptera; Culicidae
Product: UDP-glucosyltransferase 2-like
Exons: 9
Coding region: 712-2247 (511 amino acids)
Molecular function (GO): UDP-glycosyltransferase activity
Source: RefSeq, a predicted model, not a curated record
UUCCUUGAGCUCUUGAGCAACCUUGAGUGCGUGUAAAUGUUCGCAAAAUCGCUUUAGUGAAACCGUGUCCCGCUUGGUGGAACAUAGCUAAGCCGUUGACAGGCUGACCCAGGCAAACCCUUCUCGCAGCGAAUCGUGCUGGGAUCAGAGCCAGAAGACAAAAGGUUGCCCACCGGAAGUGCGAUCGUUUGGGGAAAGUGACCGAUGAUAAAGGCAAAGCGUCAAACGGCACCUCCGAUCACACGAAGCACGUGCAUUUUAUCGGCAUAAGAGUGUGUUGUUGCAGUGUGUGCGUUCGUGCGUGUGUGUGUGUGCUAGUGAAUGGUGUCCCCAGGUUCGUUCACAAUCCGGCAUGUCAUACCCGAAAGUGAAACAAGGGAUCAUAGGUGACGCGGUAGUGUAAAUUGCACAGCGUCUUAGUGGAGUUUUGUUUGUUUUGUGAUUUGCUGCUGCCGGCUGCCCGAGUGGUGUGUGUGUGUGAGUGUGUUCGAGAUUUGUGACCGGUUGGCAGAAGAAAUCGAAGAAAAUCAUCAGCACUCGCAGCGGAUUGCGGUUUGCAGUGGAUAAGCUCUGGAGCACGACCAUUUGACGCCUUCUGUGCGUGUGCUGCUGGCGCAACUGAACCGAGCGCAGGUCGGCGCGUCACGCGUCGUGCGCUUGUUGACCACAAUCAAUUGAAAGAAUCACCAUCAGCUAGCUCUAGCCAAAGCCAUGACACUGCGGAUCCUGCUGCUGGCGGGACUGCUGGCCGCCUCAUGCUGUUCCGGGUCCGACAUUCUCAUGAUCACGAUGGGUGGCACCAAAUCCCACAAGAUCCCGUUCUUGGAGCUGGCAAAGGGUCUCAUACCACGCGGCCAUAAUAUAACGUUUCUGAAUGGUUUUCCGGCUGACUUUACGUUGCACGGGCUGCAGGAGAUAACACCGUCCGGGCUGGUGGAGUACAUCCGGAACUACACGAACUGGGAUCUGCUCGGGGCACGGAUGCGAGGUGAUAUGCCGCUAUCGCUGUGGGAUGCUUUCCGAUAUUCGUGGCAGGUGUGCGAUGCAACGCUGGAAGACAAGGAAACGAUGGACCUGUUGGGGCGCAAGUUUGACCUAAUGAUCCUGGACGGAGCAUUCCCGGAAUGUGCGCUCGGGCUGGUCUAUCGGCUCGGCGUACCGUUCAUGUACAUCAACACGGUUGGCUUCUACACCGGGUCGAUGUCUUGGGCAGGAAAUCCGGUACCGUACUCGACCACACCCGUCUUCUACCGGCCGGCUACGGAUGACAUGGACUUCUUCGAGCGGUUGUCCAACACAUUCCACACGCUGAUUGCCGAUGCCGUGUACACGCCCUCGAUGCUUUACCUCCAGCACAUGGUACGCCGCCAUCUUGGUUCCGAUGUGCCAAACAUCUGGAGCCUUGGGCGUAACGUAAGCUUCAUACUGCAGAACGGACAGGCAAGCGUUACCUAUCCCCGGCCGCUACUGCCGAACGUUGCCGAAAUUGCUUGCAUCCACUGCAAACCGGCCUCAGCACUGCCGAAAGAUUUGGAAGACUUUAUUGCCGGUGCGGGCGAGUCGGGUUUCAUCUACGUCUCGAUGGGUUCCUCCGUAAAGGCAGCCAACAUGCCGGACCAUCUGCGCAAACUGCUCGUCCAAACGUUCGCUCGCCUACCGUACCGAGUGCUCUGGAAGUACGAAGCAAGCCCAGCCCUGCUUACCGAUCUGCCGGCGAAUGUGCGAAUCGCACGCUGGUUGCCCCAGCAGGACAUCCUUGGACAUCGGAAGUUGCGUGCGUUCGUUACGCACGGCGGAUUGCUCAGUAUGUUCGAGACGGUGUACCACGGUGUGCCGAUCGUCACGAUGCCCGUGUUCUGUGACCAUGACGCGAAUGCAGCGAAAGCCGUCACCGACGGGUACGCGCUCCGGCUCGAGCUUGCAACGAUAACGAGCGACAAGUUGAUACGCGCCAUCCACAAGGUUAUCCACGAUCCGCGGUACCGGCGGGAAGCGAAACGACGACAGAUUCUGCUGAAAGACCAAAGAUCUACCCCACUCGAGACGGCCAUCUACUGGACGGAGUACGUGAUACGUCACAACGGUGCCUACCAUUUGCAGUCACCGGCCCGUAAUCUAAACUUCCUGCAGUACUACUGUCUGGAUCAGAUGCUGUUCUUCGCUGCCGUCGUCUACCUAAUGCGAACGUUGACCCGGCUCUAUCUGAACCCUCGGAUAGUUCAACUGGGCAAGGAAAAGCUCCACUGAACGGGGCAGACAGCAGCUCCAAGAAGCAAACUAACUUAUUACUAGACAUCGUACACUGGGCUGCGAGAGCGCAGACGGGCAGCGGACGAGUAAACAAAAAAAACUCAAUGCAAUUUUAAAUCAACGAUGGUGAUGGUGAAAUCAAGACGAUUGUUUCAGCAACAUGUGUGCAAUAUUUGGAAGGGAAGAGAUCCCCAAAAAUGGAUAUGCUAUGCUCUCGAAUUAAUAAAUGUGAUAUGUUUAUUUAUGUUUUGCUAGAGCAACCGAACUUUUCACCAAAGCUCUACCAAGAGCCUGGGGAUAGUGAAACAAUAGGCACGCUUAGAAUCGUUAACGGUGUGGUGCAAGAAGCAAUCAAUAGCGAAAAAGGGACACCCCAAAAAGCAAUCCAACUGUGAAUACAGUUUAGUUGUGAUAGAGAUUGGUACGAGAAAUGGACCUUGCAUCGGCGCAUCAGAACACGUAAUGUUAAUAGUAUUUUAUUGCGAUUUAUUAUCGAACGCAACGUUUUCGGAACAGUGUAACAGCUGUUAGAAUCUGUAUUUAUUGGUAUGGGUACACACUUAGGCCACACUAAAGGGGAACCAAGUGUUUCGUUGAACAGUAAAACCUAAAUCUGGUGUUAUGAAACAAUCGAAAAAAAGCGGGGGGAAAAAGUGUGUUUUUAAGAUAGUUAACGGGAGGGUUUAUGUGUUUUUGUCUUCUUUGUUAGUUUUUUUGUUCUUCUCCUACAAAACGCGCAACAAAACAAUCACUUUGUAAAUUGAACCUACCAACCUUCCUUUGUAAAUACACAGUGCUUGUAACUACAAUGACGAGACUAUUGCUUUAAUAAAUUAUUGUGACGCAAGAACGGCAAGAAACA